UCGGCUUCUGCCGGGAUCCGACGCCUGGACGCCCCGCGCUGCAGCUGCCCCAGCUCCGCUGACGGUCGCCUGCGCUCGCGCCCCUGGCACGCGCCCCCCGCGCCCUGGGAUCGAUCCAUCCGCUCCACGCGGCCCCCGCUGCCUCCCCGGCACUCUCGGGGGGCCCUUCCGCCCUGCACCCUGGAGCACCGGGCCGCGAGCCUUUGCCAACUCGUCUGGAUCCUCGCGGCCGUGGGCAGCGGCUGCGGCUCCUGUCGGCCCGAGGGAGGACCCUCACGGCUGCAUUUGCCCAGUAACUCUGGCUGUACCGCCCACCCCGUGGGUAAGACGGGCGCCCCAGGAACAUGGCAGACGAAGACCUCAUCUUCCGCCUGGAGGGCGUUGAUGGCGGCCAGACCUCCCGGGCUGGCCACGAUGGUGAUUCUGACGCAGACAGCGAUGAUGACGAAGGUUACUUCAUCUGCCCUAUCACCGAUGACCCCGGGUCACACCAGAAUGUCAAUUCUAAGGUUAAUAACUACUACAGCAGCCUAAUGAAAAGUGAGCAGUACAGCUCCAGCGGCUCACCUGCGAGCUCCUUCCAUUUUAAGGAAGCCUGGAAGCAUGCAAUCGAGAAGGCCAAGCACAUGCCUGACCCCUGGGCUGAGUUCCACCUGGAGGACAUUGCCACGGAAUGUGCCACGCGUCACAGGUACAACGCUGUUACUGGGGAGUGGCUGGAAGACGAAGUUCUGAUCAAGAUGGCGUCUCAGCCCUUCGGCCGUGGAGCGAUGAGGGAGUGCUUCAGGACGAAGAAGCUCUCCAACUUCCUGCACACCCAGCAGUGGAAGGGGGCCUCCAACUACGUGGCAAAGCGCUACAUCGAGUCGGUGGACAGGAGCGUGUACUUUGAGGACGUGUGUCUACAGAUGGAGGCCAAGCUCUGGGGAGAGGAGUAUAAUCGGCACAAGCCCCCCAAGCAGGUGGACAUCGUGCAGAUGUGUGUUGUGGAGCUGAAGGAGAGGCCGGGCAAGCCCCUCUUCCACCUGGAGCACUAUAUCGAGGGCAAGUACAUCAAGUACAACUCCAACUCAGGCUUCGUCCGUGACGACAACAUGCGCCUGACGCCGCAGGCCUUCAGCCACUUCACCUUUGAGCGUUCCGGCCAUCAGCUGAUCGUUGUGGACAUCCAGGGUGUGGGCGACCUCUAUACCGACCCACAGAUCCACACCGAGAAGGGCACUGACUUUGGAGAUGGCAACCUAGGUGUCCGGGGGAUGGCUCUCUUCUUCCACUCACAUGCCUGCAACCGGAUUUGCAAGAGCAUGGGCCUCACUCCCUUCGACCUCUCGCCAAGAGAGAGGGACGCAGUGAAUCAGAACACCAAGCUCCUGCAAUCAGCCAAGACCAUCUUGAGGGGGACAGAGGAAAAGUGUGGGAGCCCCCGAGUAAGGACCCUCUCUGGGAGCCGGCCCCCUCUGCUCCUUCGCCUUUCAGAGAACUCUGGAGAUGAGAACAUGAGCGACGUGACCUUCGACUCUCUCCCUUCCUCCCCAUCUUCGGCCACACCACACAGCCAGAAACUGGACCACCUCCACUGGCCUAUGUUCAACGACCUCGAUAACAUGGCACCCCGAGACCACGACCAUCUGGACAACCACCGGGACUCUGAGAACAGUGGGGACAGCGGAUACCCCAGUGAGAAGCGGGGUGAGCUGGAUGACCCAGAGCCCCGGGAACACGGCCACUCAAAUGGCAACCGGAGGUAUGAGUCGGACGAAGACAGCCUGGGCAGCUCCGGACGGGUCUGUGUGGAGAAGUGGAAUCUUGUCAACUCCUCCCGCCUCCACCUGCCGAGGCCUUCAGCUGUGGCCCUGGAAGUGCAAAGACUCAAUGCUCUGGACCUUGACAAGAAAAUUGGGAAGUCCAUUUUGGGGAAGGUCCAUCUGGCCAUGGUGCGCUACCACGAGGGUGGGCGCUUCUGUGAGAAGGAUGAGGAGUGGGACCGUGAGUCGGCCGUCUUCCAUCUGGAACAUGCAGCCGACCUGGGCGAGCUGGAGGCCAUCGUGGGCCUGGGACUCAUAUACUCGCAGCUGCCCCACCACAUCCUGGCUGACGUCUCUUUGAAGGAGACGGAAGAGAAUAAAACCAAAGGAUUCGAUUACUUACUGAAGGCAGCUGAAGCUGGUGACAGACAGUCCAUGAUCCUGGUGGCACGGGCUUUUGACACUGGCCAGAACCUUAGCCCAGACAGGUCCCGAAACUGGCCAGAGGCCCUGCACUGGUACAACACUGCCCUGGAGAUGACGGACUGUGAUGAGGGUGGUGAAUACGAUGGGAUGCAAGACGAGCCCCGGUACACACUGCUGGCCAGGGAGGCCGAGAUGCUAUUCACGGGAGGCUGCGGGCUGGAGAAGGACCCGCAGAGAUCAGGUGACUUGUACACCCAGGCAGCUGAGGCUGCGAUGGAAGCCAUGAAGGGCCGGCUGGCCAACCAGUACUAUCAGAAGGCGGAAGAGGCCUGGGCCCAGAUGGAGGAAUAACUUGCUGGGAAAAGCACUGCUGGCCAGUCCCAAGCAAAAGGGCUAGGAGGGGUGAAAAGAAAGACUUAUUUACUUAUUUAGGGGUUUUUCUGGGGGGGAGGGGCAAGUAUUUUUAAUGUGUUAUAAAUCAGCUUUUGUAUUUCAUUUUUUGACUCUUGAAAAUAUCUUUGCUACCAGCAGAGACACUAUAGCUGUCUGCUAGGGCAGCAUGUUGGGGGAAUGGGGAUUGAAAAAGCAGCCUAAUGAA
Messenger RNA from Ceratotherium simum simum (southern white rhinoceros), 2769 nucleotides. Lineage: Eukaryota; Metazoa; Chordata; Mammalia; Perissodactyla; Rhinocerotidae. The record is from RefSeq and is a predicted model, not a curated record.